GUUGCUCCGCCCAGAGGAGGGCGCGCCGCGGGGGUCCUUCCAAGAUGGCGGCGCAGAGGAGGAGUCUGCUGCAGAGUGAGCAGCAACCGAGUUGGACAGACGACCUGCCACUCUGCCACCUCUCUGGAGUGGGAUCAGCCUCCAACCGCAUCUACUCUGCUGAUGGCAAGGGCACCGAGAGCCACCCUCCGGAGGACAGCUGGCUCAAGUUCAGGAGUGAGAACAACUGCUUCCUCUAUGGGGUCUUCAAUGGCUACGAUGGCAACCGGGUGACCAACUUUGUUGCCCAGCGGCUGUCCGCAGAGCUCCUGCUCGGCCAGCUCAACGCCGAACACACUGAGGCUGACGUGCGGCGGGUACUGCUGCAGGCCUUUGAUGUGGUGGAGAGGAGCUUCCUGGAGUCUAUCGACGACACCCUGGCUGAGAAGGCCAGCCUCCAGUCCCAGCUGCCAGAGGGCGUCCCUCAGCACCAGUUGCCUCCUCAGUAUCAGAAGAUCCUUGAGAGGCUCAAGGCGCUGGAGAGGGAGAUUUCAGGAGGAGCCAUGGCCGUGGUGGCCGUCCUUCUCAACAACAAACUCUACGUCGCCAAUGUAGGUACAAAUCGGGCACUUCUAUGCAAAUCUACGGUGGACGGGUUGCAGGUGACCCAACUAAACGUGGACCACACCACAGAGAAUGAGGAUGAGCUCUUCCGCCUCUCGCAGCUGGGUUUGGAUGCAGGAAAGAUCAAGCAAGUGGGGAUCAUCUGUGGGCAGGAGAGUACCAGGCGCAUUGGAGAUUAUAAAGUCAAGUACGGCUACACUGACAUUGACCUGCUCAGUGCUGCCAAGUCCAAACCCAUCAUCGCAGAGCCAGAAAUCCAUGGUGCACAGCCUCUGGACGGGGUGACCGGCUUCCUGGUCCUGAUGUCUGAGGGGCUGUACAAGGCCCUGGAGGCUGCCCAUGGGCCUGGCCAAGCCAACCAGGAGAUUGCUGCAAUGAUUGACACUGAGUUCGCCAAGCAGACCUCCCUGGACGCAGUGGCCCAGGCUGUGGUGGACCGGGUGAAGCGCAUCCAUGGUGACACCUUCGCCAGUGGUGGGGAGCGUGCCAAGUUCUGCCCACGGCACGAGGACAUGACCCUGCUGGUGAGGAACUUUGGCUACCCGCUGGGUGAAAUGAGCCAGCCCACACCAACCCAGGCCCCAGCUGCAGGGGGCCGCGUGUACCCCGUGUCCGUGCCCUACUCGAGUGCCCAGAGCACCAGCAAGACUAGCGUGACCCUCUCCCUCGUCAUGCCCUCCCAGGGCCAGAUGGUCAACGGGGCCCACAGUGCUUCCACCCUGGACGAAGCCACUCCCACGCUCACCAACCAGAGCCCGACGCUGACCCUGCAGUCCACCGACACGCGCACCCAGAGCAGCAGCUCCAGCUCUGAUGGCGGCCUCUUCCGCUCCCGGCCCGCCCACUCGCUCCCGCCUGGGGAGGACGGCCGUGUGGAGCCCUACGUGGACUUCGCUGAAUUUUAUCGCCUUUGGAGCGUGGACCACGGCGAGCAGAGCGUGAUGACGGCGCCGUAGCCUGGCCGGCGAGUGUAGCCCAGUGGACCUCGAGUGAGGCCAGGAGCCAGCUCUGGUUCAGCCUUUCCUGACUGCCUGUGCCCAGGAGCAGGGGCACUCCCGUCCUCGGCCUGCACCGGCCUCUGCCCCGUGGCUCUUGGGCUGUAGAGCUGCAGGUGCAGACUGUGCUGCUUGUCCACGCCUUGUCACCUCGCGGGAGGCUGGAGGCCACUCCUGGCCGCAGCCUCAGCCAGGACAUUGCUGUUCCUCAGAGCAAGGGCCCAAGUGUGGAAGCUGCAGCUGGCCUGUAGGCCACCGGGAAUUCCUUCAGCCCUGCAGCAGCGUGGGAAGAGGCUGUCCUGUGGGCCCCGAGUGCCACCAUCUCCUGUAAAAUAACCUGGGCCACUGCUAGCGCCCCUCCACUCCCAGGAGGUGGUUUCCCCUCUCCAGCUUCUCAGCCUCGUGCUCCCAUGGCCACAGGGACGAGGUCAGACAGAGAGGCCCCGAGAGAACUGGCCUAAGAGAAGCCCCGGAGCUGCCAGAGGGGCGUGCACUGGGCAGCUGGGCCUUCCCAAGAGGGUGCGGGAGAGGUGAGGCCGAGCCCCACUGAGCUGUGAAGAGGCAGGGGAGGCCCAAGUCAGUGAGCCAGUUCCACCCUGCAUCCUCCCUACUGGUGCUAGGGAGGCCACGUUAGGAACAGAUGAGGUGCGCGGCCUUUACACUGAGGACGAUUCUGGAGGUCUCUGGUUGACACACUGCCUGUGGGUCAGGCUGAGGGGCGUGGUCAAAAGAGAAAAGAGCAAAAACUGGUUCCACGAGGGAAGAGGUGCCUCAAGGCCUUGAAGGGGAAGGUCUGGGCUGGCCAGGCCUGGGCUGCACCUCUUCACACAGUCUGUCUCCACUGGAGGGACACCGCCAGGGCUGCCAGACAGGGUUGCCAUUCCCAUUUUCAGAGGAGGAAACAGAGACUUGCUCCUGGCCAAUGUCACACCAUCGAUGGCAGAGCUGGAGCUCAGGCCUGUGGCUUCUUUAGAGUCUGCAACCCAUGAUGUCCCUCUGGCCAGGGACCUGCCUGAACAGCCCCAGUGUGCUUAUUCUCUGCAGUGUGGAGGCCGGCCCCAGGGUCCUCUGCCCACUCCAUGAUCCCAAAGUCCAUUUCUGCAGCAGAACUGAGGCCACUGCAGUGCCAGGGACAGGCCGAGUCUCCUGGGAAAGCAGAGGAAAGGCCCCUGUGAAGCCACCCAUUGCUCUCCUGCAGGGAGCAGGUUAAACCGUCACAAAGGCUCUGGAACAAAGGGAAUUCUCCCAGGAAUGUCUCUGUCGCUGUUUGGUCUCUAGCAAUAGAGUCCUGUUUCUAAUGCAGUAAAGUCACACACGGUGGCGUCACA
Molecule: messenger RNA, 2926 nt
Organism: Marmota flaviventris (yellow-bellied marmot)
Lineage: Eukaryota; Metazoa; Chordata; Mammalia; Rodentia; Sciuridae
Gene: Tab1
Product: TGF-beta activated kinase 1 (MAP3K7) binding protein 1
Biological process (GO): protein dephosphorylation
Cellular component (GO): cytosol
Molecular function (GO): protein serine/threonine phosphatase activity
Source: RefSeq, a predicted model, not a curated record